UCUCGUAGCCGAAUCCUCAAAAAUGCUUCCUUGGUGACAGCCCUGCCCUGGCCACACAGCUUGAUUGCUACCCCUUACGGACUAACAUCUGUUUCCAGUUCAGCCGACAGAUUAAUGCUAACCCAGGCUAGGAUACUUUGUACGCCACUGCCUAUUAAUGAAUUUUGUUUACAGAAGGGAAUAAAUUUACAAAUCUAGUUGAGUGCAGUACUAUUUGCAAGUGUUUUAAUUGCAUCAAUAACCAAAGAUGUCCCGGAGACCAGAGCACCAGGCUCCCCCUGAAGUGUAUUAUGGAAUUGAUGAAGCAUCCAAGUACACUCAAAAUACUCGUGUAAUCGAAGUCCAAGAAAAAUGCUCCGAGAGAGCUCUCGAGUUACUUGCCCUUCCUGAUGAUACUCCUGCACUUCUCUUGGAUCUGGGUUGUGGUUCAGGUCUGUCAGGAGAAAUAAUAAGUAAUCAAGGUCAUCUGUGGAUUGGCUUAGAUAUUGCACCUGCUAUGUUGGAUGUUGCUGUUGAGAGAGAACUAGAUGGGGACUUGAUAUUAGCAGACAUUGGCCAGGGUAUGCCUUUUCGCGCGCGGGUAUGUUUGAUGGGGCCAUAAGUAUCUGCUGUCCAGUGGUUGUGCUAUGCAGAUUCAAGACAACAUAAACCUGGCAAGCGAUUAUAUCAACUCUUUAUGACCCUUUACGCUUGUUUAAGUAGGGGAAGUCGGGCAGUAUUUCAGUUUUACCCAGAGAAUGAUGCCCAGGUUGAGUUGAUUGUAUCCCAGGCUAUGCGAGCGGGUUUUACUGGUGGCCUUGUUGUGGAUUAUCCAAAUUCUACUAAGGCAAAGAAAAUCUACCUUGUCUUGAUGACUGGAGGUACAACACAACUCCCUAAAGGACUUCAAGAAGAAGGAACAAGUCAAACACAAGCUUUAUACCAACGCAGGGAACAACUGAAAAAGAUUCGCUCAGGGAAGCUGUCACGUCAUGAUUGGAUAAUGAAGAAAAAAGAAAGAAGAAGAAAACAAGGAAAAGAGGUCAGAUCUAAUUCAAAAUAUACUGGCAGGAAAAGAAGUGGGAGAUUUUAAUGACAGGUAAAUUAAUUCUAUGAAAAUACAGAAUCUAAAUUAUAUUAUUAACCAAGAAAUCCACUCAUCCACACUGGAGUAUUUAAUGUUUAAAUGACGUCUAGGUGUUUUUGUAUUCAAUUUUUUUGUCAGAACUCAUUAAAGCAUAAGUUUAAAUGUUUAUUUGGAAAUACAAUGACCAGUAAAAGAAGUAACAUGCUUUUGUUAGUAUCUUAUUUGCUUAUCUGAAAUUGUUAGAAAUAUGAAUGCUAAAUAGAAAAAUAUUGUACUGUGGAUUACGUUCAUCUUACAAAAGGGAAACAAUAAAAUUCAACAUAUCUCAGUCA
Macrobrachium nipponense is the source of this 1398-nucleotide messenger RNA. RefSeq names its product probable 18S rRNA (guanine-N(7))-methyltransferase. The record is from RefSeq and is a predicted model, not a curated record. The transcript has 8 exons. Lineage: Eukaryota; Metazoa; Arthropoda; Malacostraca; Decapoda; Palaemonidae. Gene Ontology annotation, cellular component: nucleolus. Gene Ontology annotation, biological process: rRNA (guanine-N7)-methylation. Gene Ontology annotation, molecular function: rRNA (guanine) methyltransferase activity.